UCGGUCAAGUUUUAGUUUUGCGACGUUUUCAGUCAUGGAAGAAGCACUUCUUUGGUCGUUCUAUGGUAUUUGCAUUGCGACAAAAGGCAGAAAUAAACGAAAAAAUCGAAGAUUAAGAUGGUCGAGGGAAUGGUUAUUAAAAAGACAGGAAUUUUCUCAUGUCAGAUUAUUACGUGAACUUGAACCAGAUGAUUGGCGUAAUUACCUGAGGAUGGACACUGAAACAUACAACCAUUUGUUAAAAUCUGUUACUCCUUACAUUAAAAGGCAAAAUACCUGUAUGAGAAAAGCCAUUUCAGCUCAUGAGAGACUUAGUGCCACGUUAAGAUUUCUUGCCACAGGAAGAAGCUACAAAGACUUGGAAUUCACCACCAUCAUGUCCAAGCAAUCACUGAGUGAAAUUAUACUGGAAACUUGUGACGUUAUUUACAGGGUUUUAAAAAAAGACUUCCUAAAGUUUCCAAAAAGCGAACAGGAGUGGGUACAAAUAGCAGCCGACUUUAAAAAAAAUGGCAAUUUCCGCAUUGUUUGGGUAGUAUUGAUGGCAAGCAUAUCAUAAUUGUUCCUCCCAAGGAAAGCGGAUCAUAUUACUUUAACUACAAAAAGACGCAUAGCAUAGUUCUUAUGGCAAUUGCUAAUGCGAACUGAAGUCUCCAGAAAAUUACACACCCCCAGAAAGUAUGGAUUGAGAAAAUAUUCCUGCAGAUUAUUCUCUUGCGUUAGGAGACAGGUGACCCUAAUUUAAUGCAUGACCUUCAAAGAGGAAGAAGAGGCCACAUUUUUAAUGAUGCAAAAAUAGUUAGAGAAAAGUUCUGUGAAUAUUUUAACAAUGAGGGCUCAGUCCCAUGGCAAGAUAAUUUAGUUUUUCAAUAGGUCAUAGUUUGUAAACAUGUUAUAAAAAGUGAAUUCUAUAAUUCUGG
Acanthoscelides obtectus is the source of this 920-nucleotide messenger RNA. NCBI's taxonomy places the organism in Eukaryota, Metazoa, Arthropoda, Insecta, Coleoptera, Chrysomelidae. The record is from the annotation of a GenBank genome assembly.